AUGAUAACCAAGAUCGAGCGAUUCACCGUCACGAUGCAGUUGAUCAGCAAACUCACGGUUCUAGCCCUUUUUCUCACACCACUUGCGCUGGCUGCACCUGCAGAGAAUGCACCCGGGCAGGAUGACGGCUCCAACGAUCUCCUAGCAUGCAGAGCUGGCUCGUACCGUUGCAGGUAUAUCAGUGAUUAUCACUCUCAGAUUGAGGUCUGUGCUGGCGGCGGGAGAUGGGCAUUAUCAGCCAAAUGUGCGUUCAUGAGGCUUUGCCAGUAUGAUAACCGCGGUCUCCCCUAUUGUCCGUAA
Blastomyces dermatitidis ER-3 is the source of this 300-nucleotide messenger RNA. RefSeq lists its product as uncharacterized. The record is from RefSeq and is a predicted model, not a curated record. The transcript has a single exon. Lineage: Eukaryota; Fungi; Ascomycota; Eurotiomycetes; Onygenales; Ajellomycetaceae. Bases 1 to 300 code for a protein of 99 amino acids.